AGUCACAGUAUACUAAGUAUGCUGUGGUUGAAGUCAUAGAUAAUAUAUAUGGACUAUAUUGUAAUUGUAUUAUGUUUGUGGACUAUAUGGUAAAAGUCUUAAAAGUGAAAAAGAAGACCCUAACCUAAGUUUAUUAAAUUAUUAACAAUAUAUAUUAUGGCUUCAUAUCUAACAAAUGUUACAAAAACCUUUCAAAAGUUAACAUUAACUUCAAGAUUAAGAGUUCCACCAAUAUUAAUUAAAGAACUAGACCAGGAUUUACCGAAAAAUAAGACAUUAAUCUACAAUGCUUCAAGGAACACAAAUUUCUUUAACAAAUUACCUGCUCAGGACCUAUGGAAAGGUAUUACCUCUGUGAGUAAUGCAGGAAAGAAGAGAGGACGUGGAAAAAAUGUAUCGAAGUCUAAAAUUAAAGAUUUGAAUCGUGGGCAAAUUAUUGGAGUUGGUAAAGCUAAUAUGGUUUGGCCUGGUCUGUCGGCACCUAUAAUUAGAGGAAAGGAAUUGGUAGAACAACAAAAACUACCCGAGGAUCCCGAAAGAGAAAAGAAGUUAAUUCAACUAAGAGAUCAAAUGGGAACUUUUAAAUUUCCCAAACUAAGUCCCAUUGAAAGAGGAUGGUCAGGCUCAAAAAUGCCAGGACGAAGUAUAGGACCGCCAGAUCCAGUCGGCGAAGAUACUUUUGAUGGUUUUGACACAAAAGUUUUGGAACUAAAAAUGGUUUUUAACAUGAAAGGAAAUUUUGGCCGAAAAAGGAGAAUGUCCUGUCUGGUUAUAACAGGAAAUAAAAAUGGACUAGCUGGUUUCGCAAUGGGUAAAGCUCAGGAAGCAAAAACAGCUCUAAGGAAAGCAAAAAACAGAUCGGGUCAAAAAUUGAUGCACAUCAAGUUGUUUAGAAAUCACACCGUGUGUCACGAUUUUUUCACACAAUUUGGUCUAACCAAGAUAUACGUUUCCCAAAAACCGGAAGGCUACGGUUUAGUUUGCCACAGGGCUAUUAAAACUAUGUGUGAGGUUAUUGGUAUUAAAAAUUUACAUGCAAAGAUUGAAGGAUCAACUAAUGUUAACCAUAUUAUGAAAGCGUUUUUCCUUGGGCUGAUUAGACAGAAGUCACCUGAAGAAAUAGCUGAAGAGAAAAAGCUUCACUUAGUGGAAAUAUGCAAAGAAAACAACUACUUUCCAAAGGUAAUCGCUUCUCCAAAGGAAUGUCGUAAAGCGGAGGAGAUACCCAAAGAUGAAUUAUUGGAUUUUACGCAGUACUGCUAUGAUGGAAGGGUAGUACUCAAAAAGAAAAAGCCACCGCCGUUUUACACGAAACUCAAAUCUUACCAAAUUUAUUUGAAGAAACAGGAAAAAUUAAGAAAUCAAGCUGGCGUUAGGCUUAAUCUCAUUGCUGAAUAUGGAGAAAUUAGAAGUUUUUUGGGAGAUAAGUAUCCUGAAUGUAGGCAGUACAGGCUGCCAAAGGAAGAAGAGGGAGAAAAUGCUUGAUAUGUACAUACAGAAUAUUUUAAUUUUGUUUAUUAAAAUAGUGUUUUUUGAAAAUGUUUCUUUUUUAAAUAAAUAAUAAAACUUCA
This is a messenger RNA of Anoplophora glabripennis (Asian longhorned beetle), 1571 nucleotides long. RefSeq names its product 28S ribosomal protein S5, mitochondrial (gene mRpS5). The transcript has 6 exons. The record is from RefSeq and is a predicted model, not a curated record. NCBI's taxonomy places the organism in Eukaryota, Metazoa, Arthropoda, Insecta, Coleoptera, Cerambycidae. Gene Ontology annotation, cellular component: ribosome. Gene Ontology annotation, molecular function: structural constituent of ribosome; RNA binding. Gene Ontology annotation, biological process: translation. The coding region runs from base 157 to 1485 and encodes 442 amino acids.